AUGGGUUGCAAUGCCAGCUCCUCCAUCAACGAGAACGAUCCAGAGUAUCUGGAGAAGCUCCAAAACUCCAAAGUCGAGCAGAUGCUCAUGCAGAGCCAGCAGACAGAGAAGAAUCAGGUCAAACUAUUAUUACUUGGAGCAGGUGAAAGCGGUAAGAGUACUGUUCUCAAGCAAAUGAAAUUGUUGCACAAAGGCGGGUUUACAAGCCAAGAACGUAUGCUCUACUCAAAUGUGAUCUGGGCCGACACCGUGGGGUCUAUGCAGACACUUAUUAUCCAAGCUAGAAAACUGGGCAUUCCCUUAAAAUGCGACCUUCCGGGCACCGAGCUCAAUCAGUUCAAGAAGAAAGUGCUAGCAUAUAAAGCACUGGACAGCAUUGAUGCUUCGAAGGCUGGCGGAGUCUCAUUUCUAAAGAAUUACGUGCUCAAGUACAGUGAAAAUGGAGCAGCCAAGCGCAAGAUGAUGAGCACCGGUAAGGCCAAUGCUGGAUGGGAAGGAGCAAUUGAGAUAGAAGGCGAUCAGGAAGAGUCCGAGGAGGUUAUACCAGGACUUUAUGAGUUGUCGGGGAGAAACGACAUUGGUUUCUCUAAGGCUGAAAUUGCUGAGGCGAUCCAGAAGCUGUGGCAGAAUGACGACGGCAUUCAGACGUGUUUUCAGAAAAACCACCUGUUCCAGCUCGAAGGAUCUGCUGCCUACUAUUUCGAACACGCCCACUUGUAUGCGCAAGACGAAUAUCUAUGCACGGACGAGGACAUUUUGAAAGGGAGGAUCAAAACGACAGGAAUUACAGAGACUAACUUCUUAUUGAACGAUACCAAGUUCAAAAUUCUGGACGCAGGCGGCCAGCGAUCCGAACGGAAAAAAUGGAUCCACUGUUUCCAGGAUAUUACGUGCGCACUUUUCGUUCUUGCCGUUAGCGAAUACGACCAGAUGCUGUUUGAGGACGAGCGGGUGAACAGAAUGCACGAGGCAAUAAUGCUUUUUGAGAGUUUGUGCAACAGUAAGUGGUUUGCCAAUACUCCGUUUAUUCUCUUCCUGAACAAGGUCGACUUGCUUGAAGAUAAACUGCGGCGUUCGCCUCUCCGCAAAUACUUCCCAGAUUAUAAGGGUAAAACCAACGAUUUGGAGGAUGCCUUACAGUACUUCGAGAAGCUCUUUUUGAGUCUCAACCGGGCAAAUAAGCCAAUUUAUGUCCACCGCACUUGCGCCACAGACACUGAGUCGAUGAAGUUUGUGCUGACCGCAAUCACUGACAUGAUUAUUCAGCAGAAUUUAAAGAAGAGCGGAUUGAUGUAA
This is a messenger RNA of Ogataea parapolymorpha DL-1, 1296 nucleotides long. Its product is annotated as Guanine nucleotide-binding protein subunit alpha. Gene Ontology annotation, molecular function: G-protein beta/gamma-subunit complex binding; G protein-coupled receptor binding; GTPase activity. Lineage: Eukaryota; Fungi; Ascomycota; Pichiomycetes; Pichiales; Pichiaceae. The transcript has a single exon. Gene Ontology annotation, biological process: G protein-coupled receptor signaling pathway. The record is from RefSeq and is a predicted model, not a curated record. Gene Ontology annotation, cellular component: heterotrimeric G-protein complex. Bases 1 to 1296 code for a protein of 431 amino acids.